Molecule: messenger RNA, 970 nt
Organism: Hipposideros armiger (great roundleaf bat)
Lineage: Eukaryota; Metazoa; Chordata; Mammalia; Chiroptera; Hipposideridae
Gene: SPMIP1
Product: sperm microtubule inner protein 1
Exons: 2
Coding region: 440-970 (176 amino acids)
Source: RefSeq, a predicted model, not a curated record
GUUGGACCAGGAAGAUUGUGCUAGGAGGCCUCGGAAUCAAGACAACCAGCUCUGGCGGCGAAGAAUAGGAGGAAGCUUGUGCCUGGGACCCUGGCUCCCCCACUUCAGUCUGUGCUAGCUGGGAGGGGACCUGACCCUCAGGGAUGGAAGCAGAAAGCACAGGAAACCUGGAAGCUUGUGAUACUAGACCGGGCGCGGGUCUUUCAAGAGGUUUGGUGAUCAAGGCUCUUAGCCAGUGGGCCCCGGCCUGAGGCUGCCACAGGAGGCAAGGCAUGUGAGGUCUGCUGAGGGCAUGGCAGUAGAACCCUGGCCCUGUGUGAGGUGAGGCUCGGUUGCCUGGUGACUGCCCCUGGGCAGCCACUUGCUGUCAGAAGCGCUCUGCUUGCUGUGCUCACCCCUCAGCUGCAGCUACCCUGGUACCGUUCCUUCCCUUGCCACCAUGUCACGGCAAUUCAACAUGGAUACAGCGCGGCAAAACUUCUGGAAGGAGGACUUUCUGAGAGAGAAGACGCUGCGCUGUGAAUGGCACCGCAAAUACGGGUCGAUGGUGAAAGCCAAGCAGAAGGCCAAGGCUGCAGCCCACCUACCCCUCAAACUGCCCACCCUGCACCCCAAAGCCCCACUCUCGCCUCCACGCGCCCCCAAAGCAGUCCCUUGCAGGGCCCCUAGCCCUGCCCUGAAGGCUCCCAUUCAGUCAGAAAUGUACCCAGUACUGCCUGCCACUCGGGCCCUGCUGUAUGAAGGCAUCUCCCACGACUUCCAGGGGCGCUACCACUACCUCAACACCCGAAAACUGGACAUCCCAGAGAUGCGGUACCUCUUCCCCAUCACCACCAACUUCACGUAUGGCUGGCAGCUGGGCCCCCCGGUGAAGGAAGAACUGGCCUUCCGCAAGGUGUGCCGCACUGACUCGUUCUUCCGCAAGAACGGGGCCUUUGAACUGCUUGACCCCAGGGAUCUGGCCCUCUGA